This is a messenger RNA of Salmo salar (Atlantic salmon), 6931 nucleotides long. Its product is annotated as trophoblast glycoprotein. The record is from RefSeq and is a predicted model, not a curated record. Gene Ontology annotation, cellular component: plasma membrane. Gene Ontology annotation, biological process: negative regulation of canonical Wnt signaling pathway. Gene Ontology annotation, molecular function: protein binding. NCBI's taxonomy places the organism in Eukaryota, Metazoa, Chordata, Actinopteri, Salmoniformes, Salmonidae.
CAACAUACAAUGACAUUCUAGACAAUUCUGUGCUUCCAACUUUUUGGCAACAGUUUGGGGAAGGCCCUUUUCUAUUUCAGCAUGACAAUGCCCCCUCUGCACAAAGUGAGGUCCAUACAGAAAUAGUUUGUUGAGAUCGGUGUGGAAGAACUUGACUGGCGUGCACAGAGCUCUGACCUCAACCCCAUCAAACAUCUUUGGGAUUAAUUGGAACGCCGACUGCGAGCCAGGCCUAAUCGCCCAACAUCAGUGCCGGACCUCACUAAUCCUCCCAAAGGGGGCACAAACUCCAUAUUAAUUCCCAUGAUUUUGGAAUGAGAUGUUCGACAAGCAGGUGUCCACAUACUUUUGGUAAUGUAAUGUAUUAUGUCCUGCAAAGAAAAAAACGUAACAUAUGAUAUGAAAUGGAUGAUGUUACAAAUCCAAUUUAACUAUAUGUUACCUAUUUGUUCUGCUUAAGAUCCUAGCGUGCACCUUUAUUUUCAAAUUAUUUAUUUUUACCCCAUUUUUAUCCCCAAUUGGUAGCUAUAGUCUUGUCUCAUCGUUGCAACUCCCGUACGGACUCGGGAGUGGCGAAGGUCGAGAACCGUGCGUACUCCGAAACACAACCCAACCAACUGCUUCUUGACACAAUGCCCACUUAACUCGGAAGCCAGCCGCACCAAUGUGUCGGAGGAAACACUGUACACCUGGCAACUGUGUCAGCAUGAACUGCGCCCGGCCCGCCACAGGAGUCGCUAGUGCACGAUGGGACAAGGACAUCCCUGCCGGCCAAACCCUCCCCUAACCCAGACGACACUGAGCCAAUUGUGCGCUGCCCCAUGGGUCUCCCGGUCGCGGCCGGCUGCGACAGAGCCUGGACCCGAACCCAGAAUCUCUAGUGGCACAGCUAGCACUGUGAUGCAGUGCCUUAGAUCACUGCACCACCCAGGAGGCCCAGAGUGAAUCUUUAAGUGGAAUUGAUUUAGUUCGUGAUAGGUGGGCAAUUUGAGAAUGAGAAUUUAGAGGCAAGAUUGGAUCUAAAUUGUGGCCUUGAUUCCAUUCUGAAGCCUUACUCCUUUCCUCUAAUGGAAAACAGAGUAGAAAGCAUGUUUUUUUGUGUGCAAUGGAACCACUUCUAUUUAAAUUUGUACCAGAGUUCACCGGUUUGUUCUCAAAUUCUGUUCUGUUCAAGAAUCUGUUGUAGAAUCAGUAAUACUCUUCAGAGUGUAGUUGAAUCGAUAUUAGAUGUUCUUUCCUCCGGUUGUAACUAGGUGCUGGGUUGUGGAAUGUGGACACCUGUGGUUUCACACAUUCAGUCUGCUAACAAAAGACAGUUGGGAUGCUAUUAUGACUGAGGGCCAAUAAUCAUAUAAAGUCAUACACCAAUACACUUCUUUUGUUCUUUAAAUCCCUUGAAAUGUCACUAUGCUGCCGAAGAUUAGGAGUUCAGUUUUCCCAUGAAAGAAUCUGCAAGUGACUGAGUGAACUAUGAAUGUGUUUGAAUGACAUGUAACUAUGAUACCAAUAAAGACGUUUAUUUAUUGUAGACUAUUUGUUUGUGAAGCAUUUCUGAAGAUACGUUAGGCUACUAUUUCUAGAUCAUAUCACAUUACUUAUGCCUACUCAUAAAGCAUAGGCUUAUUAAUUACAUGCACUCAACAUUAUAGUUAAACUAAUUUGUGUCAAGGAGAAAAGGCUAAUUGAAAAAAAUCAACGCUCAGUUUGAAGUGAAUUUCGCCACUGAUCCAACCACUCGUAGCGUCUUUCAGAGUUGACACUUGGCUAUCAAAAGGACAACCUCGGAUUCAAUUGCCAUUUGUCAUCAUCCUGCAAACAUCCUCUCUAUGCUCUUUCCCUCUUUUUCUGUAGAGAGCAUUGGGGGAGGAAGGGUGGGCAGACAUCAGAGGCUCCGUUUCCCCUCCCUCUAAAAAGCAUUGUUGAUCUUAUAUCACCUAGAGUGAGAGAGGAAGGCACGUCUACCUCACACAAUUGUAUCCACAUUUUCUGUAGCGCAGCUUUUGAUCUGCAAAUGCUCGAAGGUGCUUCCGUCUUUAUUGAUUUAGAUACAUGAACUUUUCUCUUGUGGAAUAUGAAAAAGUUAUACGCAUAGCCUGUGUGCUUCAUUGUUAUAACAUUGUCAAUGACUUUGUCGCGUAUUCAGAUGUAUUCAACUUGAUGGCUCAAAAUAUAAAAUGAAUUAAGAACUUUACAUUUUACAUCUUGUUGAUGUGGAUCCCAUGAGUGCUUAUUCAGUGCCCCAAUAGUUAUAAUCAAGUGUCAUUCCGCAAGGAUCUGGGAAUGUGCCAGUUCUUAAUUGUCUGGGCAUUUUGCGCUUCUGGUUAUUAUAACAUAUUGGUAGAAUCUUUAGCCUAGCCUGCCUAUCUAUCGAAUAGCGUGAAGAUAAUGACUUAUUUCAUAAUUAUUCGGUAAUCGCCAAUUAAUAGGGUCGUAUGAGAUAUAUCCUAACAAACUAAUCAUUUGAAGGAAUAGGUUGCAAAAAUUGAUCCAUGUUUAAAAUCUAAGAAGACACUGUACCAACUUCUACACUUGUUAAGGUUUUUGUCAAAUUAAAUAGUUGCAUUUCUCUUUCCCGCCUGGUGUAGAUCUAGCCAGCAUGCUGUUAAUUAAAGUGGGAGGACAGAAAGGCUCCGGACGGGGUGAGUGGAAAGCUGAAAAGCCCCUCCCCGCAGAUUGUAGUCUACGAUGCGAUGGUGCUUUAAUUCCAUUGUUUGAGAGGAGCGACGCUCGGUGUGCAUCUGCUGGGAUCAAACAGCCCCGACAGAGAGAUCCCUUUUGUCAUGGAAAUCAGACCCUGACUCUCAGUCACACGUGGGCUUCAGAACUGCUAAAAAGUUGAACAUCCAGCCAGGACUUGUAAUACAGAAUAGAACGGGUCAAGGAGAUGGCGAGGACAAUCUGACCAGUGUACGAUAGGACUGCACGUUUCACUCUCAUCGGCAGGAGGAUAUAUUUAUAUAUAGCUAAUGUGCACAGUCAAUGCGAUGUAGUCUACAGCGUAUGCAGCGCAUAUGCAUUUCUUUUGUCGCGCUUAGUAGGCAAGAAGGUUGAGUUUGUUAUUCUUUUGAAAUGGCAAUCAAGUCAUUUCCGGUAAGUGUAAUUCGCUCUGUAUAUAAUACUUUUUUUGUUUUCAAUGUAUAGAAACUAUAUUUAUCUCUGUUCUGCUAUCGCGUAGCCUGUUUUUCAAAAAUGCUGGAUUUGGCUCUACGGAUGGUUUUCUGUGCGCUGCUCUGUUCUAUUUCUGCGCGCGCAUCCGGGUGCCCUCUUCGUUGCGAAUGCUCUGAAGCUGCUCACACCGUGAAGUGUGUUUCCAAAGACUUGCGGAGUGUCCCGUCUGGGAUACCAGGGUACACGAGGAAUCUGUUCAUAACGGGAAACCAGAUCAGCAGAAUUGGACCGGAAUCGUUCAAAGGGCUGGACAAUAUAACAACGCUGUCACUGAGUAACAAUAGGAUAACAAAGGUAGAGUCUCAGACGUUCUCUGGGUUGCGUUCCCUCCGCUCUCUGGACCUGAGCUCCAACCAGCUGGCUGUCAUCAACCCAGAGGCCUUCACUGUUCCGGGCCACACUCUCAGGGAGCUCAACCUCAGCCGAGCUCUCUACAACCACUCCUCUUUCAUGAACCUGGCUGUGUCUCUUCGCUGGUCCACCCUGGGGGAGAUCCGGACCCUGGACCUGUCAGGGAACAGGCUAAUCUACCUGCCCUCUCACACCUUCUCCUACCUGGGGGGCCUGCGGAGGCUCAUCCUGGCCAACAACUCCCUGGUGGCCCUCCACAAUGGCACCUUCUCAGGGCUGGACUCUCUGGAGCAGCUGGAUCUGACCCUUAACGCUCUGCGGACCGUCCAGGAGGAGGGCCUGGCUGAGCUGGCCUCUCUGCCCCCCGGGGUGAGACUCCUUCUAGGGGAGAACCCCUGGACCUGUAUCUGUGGCAUGGAGCCCUUCGCUGCCUGGCUCAACUCCUCCCAGGGGCAUGUGGGGGACGCAGAGGGCCUGGUGUGUGCCUUCCCCUCAGACAUGAGGAACACCUCUCUGCUGAGGCUGGCGGCUGGACAGGCUGGGGCGGGUGGGGACGGGGUGGAGCUGGGAUGCCACAGGGUGGGUGAGGGGGCGGACCUGGCCCUCCAGACUUCCUACGUGUUCCUUGGGAUUGUCCUGGGCUUUGUGGGACUCGUCUUCCUCUUGGUCCUCUACCUCAACCGGCAGGGCAUCAAGAAGAGGAUCAAUGACAUGCGGGAAGCGUGCACGGAGAUGUUGGAGGGAUACCACUACCACUACGAGCACGACUCCGACCCCAGGCUCUCACAGGUCUCCACCACAGCAGACAUUUGAUGAUAGGACACUCAAGGGGUUCCAUGAUCCUUCUUUCAUAAUCAAAAACACUUUUUCUAUUGCAUUUAUAAGUAGAUAAGAUCAUGUAAAAACUGAACAUGUGAAUUGUAUGUAAAUAUAAACAUACAGUAAGUAUAUGACAGAGUAUUGUUAUUGCUUUCCUAGUAGCUAUGUCCAGGAUUAAAGCAUGCACUCUCUGAUCUGUAGUCCUUCACAACCAGUCCUCACUUUCAGUCCACACAUCGUCUGAGACUGGGGAUUACCCAUGGCUAACAAAUGGGCAUUGACUGUGAAAGAACUGUUGUAUGGAUGGGGGACUGACUGACUGUUCUUCUACAUUGAUUUCUUCUCUGUCUGUCCUAGAAUGAAGUGUCACGUGAAGGAGUUAAACUACAUUUGGACAAUAUCAUUUGUAUGUUAUGAUUCUUGGAACUGAGAACAGAUAUGGAUGAAUAUACUUAAUUCAUGAAGCUGAAGAGUGUUCUUAUACAUUUCACCUGCUAUGACUUUACUUAAGUAUUGUUCUUCGAGAGGAGGUCUUGUAAAUGUAUAUACUAUCGCUACCAAGCUCACAUACAGCAUAACUAAUCAGCUCAUGAGUUGCAAGUUGUGUGACACCAACCCCUGUGAAGCUUAUGCACAAUGGCUAUGUCAGAAAUUGCACCAUAUUCCCUGUAUGGGCCCUGGUCAAAAGUAGUGGACUUAUAAAGGGAAUAGGGUGCCAUUGGGACGCAGACAAUCUCAUUAAACUCUGAGGGCCAGCUCACCCCAGGACUGAGGAGCAUUUCUUUGGUCUUCUAUCCCUCUGCCCCAGGGUGCCUGAAAGGAAUCCCAGCAGAUUAGUCUCCAUAGCAUUCCAAAGGGAGGAGAACCUCUCCUCUAAGAUUUCCUAAAAGCAACUCUCUCUCUCUCUCAAUUCAAAGGGCUGUAUUGGCAUGGGAAACAUAUGUUUGCAUUGCCAAAGCAAGUGAAAUACAUAAUAAACAAAAGUGAAAAUAAACAAAUCAGAAAUGAGCAGUAAACGUUUCAAAGGAAGAGACAUUUCAAAUGUCAUAUUAUUGCUAUGUACAGUAUUGUAACGAUGUGUAAAUAGUUAAAGUAAAAAAGGGAGAAUAAAAUAAUAUGGUUUGCAUUUACAAUGGUGUUUGCGCUACACUGGUUGCCCUUUUCUUGUGGCAACAGGUCACAAGUCUUGCUGCUGUGAUGUCACACUGGUAUUUCACCUAAUAGAUAUGUGAGUUUAUCAAAGAUAAGAUGAGAAGAAACAGGACUGUUCAUUCAGUUCACACUGCACAGCCAAAGUCAUCGAGCAACGGAAAUCUCAAAACCCUCUUUCGCGAAAAUGUGCUUUGUUUUAAGUUCUCUAGUUUUAUUGUCAAGAUGAUGAGAACCAGGAUGAGGCUGGGGCUAUAGGGCUGAGGCUGAAGCUGGGUGUACAUGUGGCUGAGCCAAAAGCAAUCCCUCCUCCUUGAAGGCAACUAGCCAUUCUCUUUAAAGGAAGGAAAGCCUGGCUGGAGCUGCAGCUUUUUCUGUUUAAGGGACAUUUUUCAGUGAUAAGAUACAGAUGAGUGUGGAAUGCCAGCAGCAGAGCAGGCAGCAGUAGUUUCAUUGAGAGGCCAAAGCCUGCUCUGCUCUUAUUAACCAGUGCAGUGGAGGAACUGUUGUCGUCUUCCUACAACAGAAAUAUACAAUUUGUUUAACACUUCAAUUAUAUUUAAUUCCUCUACUGUAAACAGUGUUUUUGACUCAUUUGUGAAGUGAUAGUUGGCUUAAAUGGAUUGGGCGUACAUAUGAAGGGGGUCCGGGUCUCUUUGAGAUGUGCUCUUUGUCAUGAUCUGCGAUGUUUCUGUCAUGAUAAUUGGUCCCAGGUUAAUACUCAGUCUGGUGUGGGAAAACUAGAGGGAGAAUUAAACAACAAAGAACACAUUUCUUAUUGAUUUCUAACUCCAUUUGAUGUUUUCAUUUUGAUUGCAUGUUUUUUAGUUGAAUCAGAAAGCCUGCACAUUGUGUCGAAUCCUUUUAACCAAACUUUAAAUUCUCUAGGCAUAUUGCAGUUAGGUUUUCCUUUUUUAUAUAUAUUUCAGAUAAAAGCCUAUAAGUGUCAGCCCGGUGUUGCCAUAGCCCUGGUCAAAAGUAGCACACUAUGUAGGGAAUAGGGUACCAUUUCAAACAGACACAAUAACUUCCUAAAACAAGAAGGUGCUCUACUCUGCUGUGGUUGAAUUGAACAGAGUUUGACAUUACUUUCUGACUCUGCUGGCUCUCAUCACAGUGUUGUUCCUCAUUAUCCUCCUGCACAAAAGCUGACUCACUCCCUCUGUGGCCGUGGUGAUGUAGGACGUGUCACAGAGAAAGACCUAUCUACGAGCAAAGCUCCACUACUAAUUGCAGGGAGUGCUGCGAGAGAGACAGAGAGAGAAAGUAACUUGAGAGGGGGAGGGAGGAAGAGAGAGAGAUGGGGUGGGGGUUGUGCCUAUCCUUUGUCAUAUUGAAAUGUUAUUCAAAUCUCUCUGGUAGUAAUAAUACAGCAUUGGUUACACAGUGUCAGCCAAUUGUGCUGCAUGAUAAAAAUGAACAAAUAAAGUAUUAUUGAAAGGUA